This is a messenger RNA of Suillus paluster, 654 nucleotides long. RefSeq lists its product as uncharacterized. The record is from RefSeq and is a predicted model, not a curated record. Lineage: Eukaryota; Fungi; Basidiomycota; Agaricomycetes; Boletales; Suillaceae. The transcript has 2 exons. The coding region runs from base 1 to 654 and encodes 217 amino acids.
AUGGGUUGCAGAGCAAAAUACUUUACACUUGAGGAGAAAAAUGCUGCCUUGCGCAAACAGAAGGCUGCAUACUCGAGGACAGAACGGGGAAAAGCUGCUCGACGGAUUCAAAAUGCUCGUGCUAAUGCCAAACUCCGUGGACAGAAGAGGACUACUGCUGGAUCCCUCAGUAAUUCAAAACCACUUCCCCAGUCUCUCAUCACACUAGCAGCACUUCCCCUCCCCAACUCGUUUCUGUUUCAUCAGACAUGUUCCGGGUUGGAGUUGAUCAAUGAGUCUGAUAUACUCCAGUGGGACAAACCACCACCAUACGAUUCCCCUCCUCCUCCAAACUCCCCACAUGAGGAUCGGUUUACUCGCAAUCUUGCGGAUGUCAUGCAUGGCAGACAGCGCCGUUUGGAAAAAGAGGCCUGGGCAUGCUAUGCUCAAAUGUUUGCAGCGGCAAAUGUCAAAGUCAUCCUGCAGGAAAUUCAGGCGGCGGAGAGAAGUUUAAUGGGUAACUGGAAUGAGCUCAAUACGUACGUAUCACACAUGAAGGGUUGCAAAAGACACAGAGUGAUGGCAAAGUGUUAUGUGCAGUGGCAGGUGAGGAAGAUCUUCAACUAUCAUUGGGAGGCAGACUUGAUACUUCAUGGCCAGAAUCCAUACAUGUAG